Messenger RNA from Rana temporaria (common frog), 1094 nucleotides. RefSeq names its product fibroblast growth factor 4 (gene FGF4). The transcript is spliced from 3 exons. Lineage: Eukaryota; Metazoa; Chordata; Amphibia; Anura; Ranidae. Gene Ontology annotation, biological process: animal organ morphogenesis; fibroblast growth factor receptor signaling pathway; regulation of cell migration. Gene Ontology annotation, cellular component: cytoplasm. Gene Ontology annotation, molecular function: fibroblast growth factor receptor binding; growth factor activity. Bases 393 to 971 code for a protein of 192 amino acids. The record is from RefSeq and is a predicted model, not a curated record.
GAGCAGUUCCCCUGAAUGCUUUGACUAUAGUGUCCCUGCUCUCUCCCUCUCCCUCUUGUCUGCUCAGUGACUGGUCUGUCAGCUUCUGCUGGGAGAUGAGCAAGAGGUGGAUAUAAAUAUCGUGGUCAGUGGUAAAGUGCUAUGGCUGAGCUGUUGGAGAAGAUCAACACUUCAGACAAGUCCCCAGCAGCUAACGACAAGUUGAGAUCAAGUUCGAAUAAACUUUGCUCGAGUCAACCCCCUUUUAGAGAAGACUCCAUGCAAGCUAAGAAAACCCCACCUCCUUUUGAGCUAAGCAGUUGGUUUCUUUGAUCUAAGUAUAAGUGGAGCUGGAGUUGAGGUAUUUUUAGAGCAAUUGACUCCUUAAACCACGUGUGCCCACGUUGAUCAGGAUGACUGUUCAAUCGGCGCUCGUGCCAAUCCUACUCUUGGUGCUGGUUUCGGGGAUGGUACACUGCAUGCCGCGAUUAUCUCCCCAACGAAAUGACACCCUGGAGCGACGCUGGGAGAAACUCUACUCUAAGCAAAUGGCUAGGAUGCCGGGAGAGAGAAAAGAUGCAAACCGGGAAGGUGACUAUUUGCUGGGCAUCAAGCGCUUGCGACGACUUUACUGCAACGUGGGCAUCGGAUUUCAUAUUCAAGUUUUGCCAGAUGGAAAAAUAAAUGGGAUGCACAAUGAAAAUAAAUACAGUUUGUUGGAAAUCUCACCUGUGGAAGUCGGAGUGGUGAGCCUGUAUGGUGUUAAUAGUGGACUAUUUGUUGCCAUGAAUGGAAAAGGAAAGCUAUAUGGAUCAAAACAAUUCACAGAUGAUUGCAAAUUCAAAGAGACACUUCUCCCAAAUAACUACAAUGCCUACGAAUCAAGACGAUACCCUGGAAUGUACAUCGCUCUAAACAAAAAUGGAAGGACAAAAAAGGGGAACAGAGUUUCCCCCACAAUGACACUGACGCAUUUUCUGCCUCGGAUUUGACGACAUUUUUCCCCCCGAGGACUCCUGGGAACAGGCUGUGGGGAAAGAACUUGGUGCACUUUGAAGACAGUUAAAUGCAAGAGCUGAUGUAACAUAUUUAACUUAAUAAUUUAAGUCUGUAUA